This is a messenger RNA of Dreissena polymorpha, 1694 nucleotides long. RefSeq names its product neurogenic locus notch homolog protein 3-like. NCBI's taxonomy places the organism in Eukaryota, Metazoa, Mollusca, Bivalvia, Myida, Dreissenidae. The coding region runs from base 21 to 1310 and encodes 429 amino acids. The record is from RefSeq and is a predicted model, not a curated record. The transcript has 6 exons. Gene Ontology annotation, molecular function: calcium ion binding.
ACUAUUCAUACAUCGUAGUCAUGACACAAUGCACAUAUUAUGCAAGCAUUGCAAUAAUAACAGUAUGUAUGUGUUCUGUAGUGACUGCGGACUUAGCUUCAACAUGGAAAAGUUGUAAUUGUUAUUGGGGGACAUGGGAAGCUUGGUCUACAUGCACCAAGUCUUGCGGAGGUGGGUAUCAAAAAAGAAUGCGUAAAGUUGGGGCAGAUGAUGUCCCCGAAUGUGGCGUAUUUGAAAAUUGCGCAUCUAACGACAUGGGUUGGGAUUACCAGGCAUGUAACAGACAAUGCUCACACGGCGGCACGUUCCAAUCAUCGAGUGGUUUCUUCUCCGGAUUUUGUUCAUGUGCAGCAGGUUUUCACGGCCCGUGUUGCGAAGAAGAGGUAACGUGCGGCAGCCCAGGACCAAUCAGCCAUGGUUCUUACAUUGUAAAAUCGUACAAGUACAAUGGUAAGGUUGAAUACAACUGUAACCCAGGAUACACGUUCAGAGAUCCAUCGAAGAGCACUGUGCGCACAUGUACAGGCUCGUAUAGUGGAUAUUGGACCGGAAAUGCCCCGGAAUGUGCAUAUGCUCUGUCCUGCAACAGCUAUCCGUGCAAAAAUGGGGCUACAUGCACAAAUCUACCGGGAGACUACAAAUGCAUGUGUCGUCACAAUUGGUCGGGAAGAAACUGCGACAUAGAUAUUCAACCACCCGUGGUGACUGGAUGUCCUAAGCACAAAACUACAAAUGUGACAUCCAUGACAAGCAAUCAAACCUGGACGGAACCCGUGUUCAAAGAUCCACAUGGCUUCAAUGUAACGGUGUCUAAGAACUACCCACUCAGUAGUUACGAAUUCCCGUGGGGCGUACAUACGGUGCAGUACACAGCAGUGAAGCCGUCUAAUGGCUUAUCAGCCGAGUGCACUUUUGUAAUUACAGUGAAACCCAAUCCAUGUCCAACUCUCAAUCCACCAGAACACGGAAUCGUGGUGUGUAAUGGCUGGCACACCGACUACGCAAAAAUAUGCCACGUUUAUUGCUUGAAUGGCUUUACACUGCACCCUGGUUCCAAACGCAGCAUUAUCUACGUAUGUUUGGCUACAGGUGAAUGGAGCCCACAAUCAUACCCAUUUAAUUGUAUCAAGACUGGCGUUUUUGCAAACGAUGUGGCCGAAUCACUUCCAGCAUUUACUUCCUGCUCCGUUUCUGAUAAUGCCGUUGCGAAACAGUACAUACACGAUUUAAAGCAGUCAGUGUUUCAUUCGCUUUGUGAUGGCUUCACAGCGGAGUGCAAUGAAAGAAAGACUAAAAUAAGAUGUGGCUAACCAUCAAUCAGUCAUAGAGUAUAUUAAAGUAAACUAACAACAGAACAAUUUCCACCGAUAUUAGAUCUAAUUGUGUUUGCCUUUUUGGUCAUGAACAUAUUUGUAACUUUUAGGUAAUAUAUGUAGUGUGUGCAAAAAUUAAACGUAUGUACACAGCGGCUUCGUCAUAAAAACACUCACUUGAAAGUCUGCACUUGAAUUAAACGCAUGCAUUUCGUAAUUAUAUUUCUUAUAUCCGACAUUGACGAGUACUCGAAUAACAUGUAGUUAUAUCUAAACUAGAGAAAAUUUAGUUGCUCUCCAACUGUGCCGCGAAACUGUAAAUAUAAAGUAAUAUGCAAAGAAAAUACCGUUUUUAUUUUCAAUAAACAUUAUAUAAAUGUA